GACACCAGAUAAAUUUAUCCCCACCGACGAAAAAAAAAAUACAUUCCUAAUUACAAUGCCGCCGCCUUUGCCCCAGGUAGGUGAACCACAUCCUCUCCAUUGAAUUGCUUGCGUGGAAAUCUAACAAUCCCUCCCACAGCCUCCCAUGCUAAACAGCACAGUAGAUAUCACGAAAUACCUCCGUUCUCGAGACGCACCUCUUCCGAGUCUCCUCUCCUUCGCCGAGAAAGUCCUACAAGACAACAAAGUAUUUUUUCCGCGGAAGGAGGAAUGGCUACUGGAAUGGCUGGUACAACGGUUAGGCGAGAAGGGUGAUGGAAGUGCCACUGCCAGGUGUAAUCCUAGGUUCUGGGGGAUGCUACUAAAUCUAUUGCGCACUUCGUCGCACACUUCUGUGGCCACUAUUUUGAAGAAGCAUAGUUUUUUGCAGGUCGUUGGGAAGACGCUAUUUGAAGGGAAGGCGCUGCCUGCUGUGGCUGUGGGGUAUGGACUCGGGGGUGAUGAUGCGGUCGACAUCGAUAGUGGAGAGUCGUAUCAUACGCCGCAGGAAGAGCCAAUGUCUGUGGAGUCAAGUGGGACGGAGGAGGGGUUUUCAGUUGCGGAUGAUAGAGUGGAGGCCUCGGUUUUGCAAUUGCUGCCGAGUGUCUAUCAUGUUCUGUCGUAUCUGCAAGAGCAAGCAUCUGGCGGGGCGAGGAGAGACGGUGGGGUUGUCGCAGCACUUCGUGGGACACCGGAGUUUGGAGCGCAGAUUCUUGGAUCGUAUUUCGAGGCUUGCUUGGUGUUAUUGGAGGCUGGGAGCACUGUUUCUGAAGAAUGGACGCGAUCUAUUCUCAAUGUAUGGAAGAGUUGUAUCCGGGGAAACCCCAAUUCAAAGAAGGCGAGUUCCCCACUGUUCCGGGCAUUGGGUUAAUAUUGACCUCCCACCGGUAGCUCUCAAGUAUAUUUUCUACUACCUGUAUUGUGCCGGUAAACAACCUCCUCGCCUUCCGGCCUCCCCAGCCAACAUUGCAACCGUAUCUAGAAGAACUGCUUUUAGAAUUCGUUUUCACACCAGAAAUAAUAUUUCCCAACACCCCUGGAAAGCCAUCCAAAGCAUCCUCCAAAGAGUUAACGGCACUCAUGGAACCACUAAAACCACAAACCACUGGCAGAAUCCAACUCUUCCGCUUAGCCAUAGGGCCACAACUCCGUCGAAGCAAGCCAGACAUCCAAACCGUCGAGGCCCUAAUGCAGGCGAUAAUACCCUUCUGCUAUGCAAAAACGUCUCCGGAAAUCUUCACAGACCUGUUAGAGCUACUAGCCGAGAAUGAUAUUAAUCUCUCAUCCGAAACCCUAUCACUUAUUGUUGACGAGACGUCAGGCCUUGCGAGUGGGGGGGCGCGGGAUGUGAGGUGGAGACUAAUUGACUUGGCACUAAAACUCGACUUUGACAUUUUUCUAGGAGGGAGCAGCCAAGGGCGUGGGGAUAACCUGAUCCAUGCCAUUGGUCACGCCGGCGUCGGCGACGACGGCAAGCAGGUACUCAAGACGCUAGGAGUCUUGAUCGAAAGUUACGCGAAAGCUCGGAACCUCGGCGGCUUUAUCGAGAUAUGGGUAAGAGAACUACGAUCACGAUCUGCGCUAUGGGAGAAUGAUGCAGUAGCAAAAAUGAUAGGAGAGAGGCUUGAGAAAAGUCUUUCAGGUCUCCAGAUCGAAAAGAUCUUCAAGGAAGCCUGCGAAGCGGGUUCAGAUUUUAACUGGGUCCUUAUUGAUGCGCUAUUGCGAGGCGUGAGGGCUGAAGCAACUGAGUCUAAGAUCAAGAAGUAUCUACCGAAGGUUGUGAGCGCUGCGGAGACAUCUGCGAGUGGAUGGCGGAGGUGGAGAGCGCUACUUAGGGUUAUACAAAUAGAUAAGGCUGCUGUCGAUCAGGAAUUUAUCCAACGAGUUAAACCUAGUGCUGGGAAAGAUGUUGACCCACGGGAAACGCUGUUCUUUAAGGAAUUCCAGAUUGCUCUCGUCAGUGGUAAUGGCGUCUCCCCUCCGGAGGAUGCUUUAGACGUUGCUUUGUCGUCUACUGGUGGUGUAUGGUGGACUGGUUCUGUGAAGGAUAUAAACAACCAGAAUCUCUGUCUCGCACUGAACACGGGGCUUGUCAACAACUGGCUGGGAUCAAUUGAGCAUAUAGGGAGUCUCCCCGCAAAAGAGAAAUUCAUAGACCACUUUCUGGAUAUGGCGUUACACACUGAAGAUAGUGAAGAGUCACUCAUUACCGCUCGGAGUCUCUGGUUGAAUAUGCUGGCUAGUGAGGAGUUUUUCGAACUUCCGACGCUCAAAGGUAAAUACUCUGUAGGCUUUACCUGCCAUAUCCUCACGUAUUUCACACUGAUUAUACUGGAUAUCUAGACAUCGCCAUGGCUGGUCUCAUCCGCCGCUUACGGCCCUUCUCAGACAUGCACUGCACUUCCCAGUCCUUAAACAAGACCACAAAAUACCGGCAGGGAACGAAUAAUGAAGCCAUCCAACAAUACACCUUCGUAAUAGAUAGCAUAGCACACUACCCCCCUGAAGCAAUAAAGCGAGUAACCAGAGAGAAAAUCCUAGACACUUUAGUUCUCCUCACCCCCAACCCCACCUCGACUAGCGGCAACCCCUCCUCCGAGUUGGAUUCCAAGGUGCUCCAACUAAUGGACAAACUCUGGACCCUUGGAAACGCCAGUUCGUUCUUGGCCACCGAUGCUGUGGGAUUGGUGGAAUGGGCCAGUAGACUGAGUGGAGGUAUCGCCAGGAAGAUUCUGAGGCACACAUUUUCAACAAAGGAGCAAGAACGCAGCCGGAGGUUCCUAGCGAACGUGGCGAAAGCGGCAGAUGAAGUGCCAUUAUCUGCGGUGGAAAAUUCCCAAAGGGCGGUUGUAAUUAUCGAGGAGUUUUGGAAUGCUGGCGAGGGGAGCGUCGUGCGGGGGCUAAAGGAUAAAUUGAUGAUCAGCCUGGAGGAGCUAUUAGCGGAUCCCGAAGGUGGCCGGGAUGCUCUCCCCGAUGUAGCUUUUAUGCAGGUAUGGCGAAAGUGCUGGAUCCUUCAGAGAGGUGGUCCAAAGGGGUGCCGGACAGGUAUACAACCCCUCACGGAUUUCUCCACGUUCGAACACACAGCUAACAUGUACUUUUAAAGCAAUGGAAAUUGCCCGGCAUGUAACUCGCUCAGCGAUGCAACAUGGUCUAUCGGACUUGCUCCGCGAUAAAUCACUGGUGGAGGGAAAUGAAAUCCUCGGAGUGGUUAGAGAGGCGAGCAUUCUCUUCUGUGCUUCUUCGGAAACUUCCGAGCAGGCGAUAGAAACUACAGCGCUGGUUAUCAGCAUGUUGGGGUCCGAUUCUACUGAGACGGUGGGCUUUAAUUCUAGAGGAAAUAACCACCCGCACAAGGAUGGGUGUAGACGGGAGCUGAUCACCGCAUUUAAAGAAAUGACCGAGAGACUUGAACACGACGCCUUUGAGAGUUGUCUUGCCGCAAUUGUUGACGGAUACCUACUAGAGAUCACGGAAAACGCCACAUCCGGCCCUAAAUAUAGAGAGGUCUUAAAAGCUAUAGUCGCAAGUAUCAAAAGUAAGCAAUACUCCUCCAAUCCGCACAUCAACGAAGCUGAGGCCUGUGGCAUAGAACCCAACGAUGAGCCCACCAGGAAAAGAAUGGCUACUUGCGCCUCAAAAACCUUCUCUAAGCUCUCUCGAAACCUACAUAAAAUGCCCACAGCAGAGGACUUCCUAACAGUAGCAACAUGUAUGGAGGCAAUCCUUCAUGACAAAGUAUCCCCUGCCCUGCCCUCCUUCGUGUUUAAAGAGCUGACAAGUAAAGCACUGGGUAAUCCACCAAUCCAAUAUCGACGAAUCUCUCACGGCGGUUGCACUCUCCACCAGCCCCUCCUCCGGUCCGCAUUUCAACACCUCUAGCCCGGACGAGAUUUACCUCGCGCUAUGCAACCUAGCACGCACAGUUCUGACCCUCCAUCGCCGCCGGAUCCGCGGCGGGCGCUACCACCUCGUCAUUACUACUCUACAAUCACUACUCCACUGCAUAAUCAAGCGAAAGCCCGCCAGUCUUCGCAAGAAGUCCGACAAGGCGAUUCAUCCUCCUUGGCUGCUCCUCACACACUCUCCCAUCCCCACGCAACUCCCGCCUGGGGUAACCCCAGUGGGAGUUAAUGAAGGCUUCAAUCGCCUGCUUGACACGUUCUGUGAGCCGUCAGUUGGAUCGGUUAGACCUAGACAUGCGGGUGCAGCCACAGGAAUAGAUAGCGAGAGGGAGAAGGAGAAGAGGGAAGUAGCGGGGUGUGUUGGCGGGCUGCUAGGGGAGGUGUUGAAGGGCGGGUUAAUGGGCGGGUUUGAAGGGGACGUCUCGAUUGGCGUUGGCAAGAUCUUUCAAGUUCUCGGUGGCGAGGGGGUGAAGGUCUUUGCCCGCGGGCUAGACGGUGAAGGGAGGGCGAUGUUGAGGGGUAUGUGGGAGGAGUUUAAAAAGGGGGAGGGAGGUGAGAUGUGGUAAUUGGGGUUAUUCUGGAGAAUUUCUAUUACAUGAUACGCUAGGGGUUAUCAAAAGCACUGUUGAAUUUUACGGGGAACAGGACGGGUGGGUUUAUAUUGCUGAUGUCAUUCUCCGUGCUGUGCUGCUGCUAGAAAAUUUAAUGAUAAUAAUUAUUAUAAUUCUUUAG
Tuber aestivum (summer truffle) is the source of this 4676-nucleotide messenger RNA. NCBI's taxonomy places the organism in Eukaryota, Fungi, Ascomycota, Pezizomycetes, Pezizales, Tuberaceae. The record is from the annotation of a GenBank genome assembly.